Xenia sp. Carnegie-2017 is the source of this 1156-nucleotide messenger RNA. Its product is annotated as protein KTI12 homolog. Bases 93 to 914 code for a protein of 273 amino acids. Lineage: Eukaryota; Metazoa; Cnidaria; Anthozoa; Malacalcyonacea; Xeniidae. The record is from RefSeq and is a predicted model, not a curated record. The transcript is spliced from 10 exons.
AUUGCAAGAUGGCGGACACUUUGAGGCAGCAAAAUGUUAAUUUUGAAGAAAUAUACAGUUUUUAAUGUGUUUCUUGCUUUUUUAUAUACAAAAUGCCGUUUAUUAUGAUGUGUGGCUUUCCUGCUUCAGGAAAAACAACCAGAUGUCAUGAUUUGGAGAAAUAUUUUUCACUGAAACGUGGUAGAGUUGUUAAAGUCGUUAAUGAUGACUUGCUUGAGUUGGAUAAAAACUUAGUGUACUCAUCUUCGAGCAACGAAAAGUCAGCCAGAUGUUCCCUAAAGUCCGCCGUUGAAAGGUUUAUGUCGAGAGAUGUUGUCGUGAUUCUAGACUCGUUAAAUUAUAUCAAAGGUUACAGAUAUGAAUUAUAUUGCUCGGCAAAGGCGCACAAAACACCACAUUGUGUGGUGUAUUGCGAAAGCUCCAAAGAAAAAUGUGUUGAGUGGAAUAAACAACGAGAAAAUAAAUAUGAAGAUAAAUUAAUGGAUGAAUUAAUGAUGCGGUUUGAGCCACCCGAUUCAAAAAAUCGUUGGGAUUCUCCACUUUUUACAGUUCAGGUUAAGGAUGUUUUACCAAUGGAUGCAAUAUAUGACGCUGUCAUUAACAGAAUUCCUCCGCCACCAAACCAAGCCACUGAAUGUCAACCGUUGUCAGCGACAAGUUUCCUCUCUGAUUUGGACAAGAAGACGCAAGAUGUCAUAAAUAAGAUACUUACUGCGCAGAAGACUAAUUUACCAGGAGAGGUCAUAAUCAUUCCAGGAGCUAGCAAUAAGGUGUGUUUUCAACGUCACGUGAACAUGUCAGAGUUACGUCGAUUACGUAAACAAUUCAUUACUUAUUCCAAGAUGCAUCCAGUUGAAGAUACCAAUAAAGUCACCAACAUGUUUAUAGAUUAUCUAAACAGCACUGUAACAUGAACAAAGAUAAGUAUACAUUAUCACGUGUAAGAAAAGUACUUUGUCACGUGGUUCACGUGCGCAAUUACCUCGCAAACAUUCCGGAAGUUUUACUCGGGAGAAAAUUUACGCACUGAAAUGUCAUCCAAUGAAUUGACUCCGUCGUGUGUGUUUGAGGGUCUCGUUAUGGCUUUUUAUGUUUGUACAUGUCAAUAUUAUAAAAUGAUUGGAAAAUUUUGUGAUUAACAAUUUUUAUGGAUGAA